GGCUCCGCUCGGCCAGACUCGUCUCGGCUCGUGUCGGUCCGGCUGCCCUCGACUGAGCUCGGCUCGCGAGCCGGUAGCCGGGUGAUUUUUCUGCUCGCGGAGCGAGAGCGCGGGCCCCGCGGCGGCGGCGCUGACGGGAGCACCAUGUUCCUUCGCUCCGUCAGCCUCGGGAACCUGGCGUUCUACGUCUUCAUGGUCUUUCUGGCCACCCUGGGGUUGUGGGACGUGUUCUUCGGCUUCGAGGAGAACAAGUGCAGCAUGAGUUACAUGUUUGAGUACCCCGAGUACCAGAAAAUAGAACUUCCAGAUAAACUGACGAAACGCUAUCCAGCCUACGAGUUAUACCUUUAUGGAGAAGGGUUCUAUGCUGAAGAACACAAAGUUCUCCCUCUGACAGGAAUUCCAGUUCUCUUCCUUCCGGGUAAUGCUGGAAGUUACAAGCAAGUUCGUUCUGUUGGCUCCAUCGCCCUCAGGAAAGCAGAAGACAUCGACUUUAAGUACCAUUUUGACUUCUUCAGUGUCAACUUCAAUGAGGAGCUGGUGGCGCUGUACGGCGGAACCCUUCAGAAACAGACCAAAUUUGUACAUGAGUGCAUCAAGGCCAUUCUUAAACUUUACAAGGGCCAAGAAUUCGCUCCCAAAAGUGUGGUAAUAAUUGGUCAUUCCAUGGGUGGCCUUGUUGCAAGAGCACUGCUUACACUGAAGAACUUUAAACAAGAGCUGAUAAAUCUCCUCGUCACACAAGCCACGCCUCAUGUGGCUCCUGUGAUGCCACUGGACCGUUUCAUUACAGAUUUUUAUAUGGCUGUAAACAACUAUUGGAUUCUAAAUGCCCGACACAUAAAUUUCACCACGCUUUCGGUAGCGGGCGGAUUCCGGGACUAUCAAGUUCGCUCAGGACUGACUUUCCUACCAAAACUGAGCCACCAUCCCAGUGCCUUAUCUGUUGUGAGCUCAGCGGUGCCUAAGACGUGGGUCUCAACGGACCACCUCUCCAUUGUGUGGUGUAAGCAGUUGCAGCUGACUACAGUCCGAGCGUUCUUCGAUCUUAUUGAUGCUGAUACUAAACAAAUAACUCAAAAUCCCAAGAAGAAAUUGUCAGUUUUGAAUCAUCACUUCAUAAGACAUCCAGCAAAACAUUUUGAGGAAAAUCCAGCAAUAAUUUCUGACUUAACAGGGACAUCUAUGUGGGUUCCAGUAAAAGUGUCCAGAUGGACCUAUGUGGCUUACAAUGAAUCAGAUAAGAUAUAUUUUACAUUUCCUCUUGCAAAUCAUAGAAAAAUCUAUACUCAUGCCUAUUGUCAGAGCACCAUGCUGGAUACAAACAGUUGGAUUUUUGGCUGUAUAAACAGUACUUCUAUGUGCCGACAAGGGGUUGAUCUGUCAUGGAAAGCUGAACUGCUGCCAACAAUUAAGUCUCUGACAUUAAGGCUGCAAGACUACCCUUCUUUGUCUCAUCUUGUGGUCUACGUUCCGUCUGUUCGCGGGAGCAAGUUUGUGGUAGAUUGUGAAUUCUUUAAAAAAGAGACUAGAUCAAUACAGCUUCCUGUAACUCAUCUUUUCUCCUUUGGAUUGUCUUCAAGGAAAGUACUAUUGAAUACGAGUGGCCUGUACUACGAUAUAGAACUGCUAAACUUUGGGCAGAUAUACCAAGCUUUUAAACUCAACGUGGUAAGCAAGUGCUCAGGAGCCAAAGAAGAAAUAACGAGUAUCUAUAAACUUCAUAUCCCCUGGUCUUACGAAGAUUCACUAACUAUUGCACAGGUUCCAUCUUCUACCGAAAUCUCUGUGAAACUUCAUAUUGCUCAGCCGGAAAGUGACAGCCAUGUGGCAUUAUUAAAAAUGUACACAUCAUCAGACUGUCAGUAUGAGGUGACAGUGAAGACCUCCUUCUCACAGAUUCUGGGACAGGUAGUGAGGUUUCAUGGCGGCGCGCUGCCUGCCUACGUUACGUCCAGCGUCCUCCUUGCCUACGGCGGACAGCUGUCCUCCCUUUUCUCAACAGGUUAUUGUUUAGAAUAUGCUGCCAUAUUGGAUAAAGAAGCCAAGCCAUACAAAGUUGACCCUUUUGUAAUUAUGAUUAAGUUUUUAUUGGGGUAUAAAUGGUUUAAGGAACUGUGGGACUUACUGUUGUUACCGGAAUUAGAUGCCAUCGUUCUAACGAGUCAGAGCAUGUGUUUCCCCCUUGUGUCCUUGAUUCUCUUUCUGUUUGGAACGUGCACCGCCUACUGGAGCGGCCUGCUCUCCUGCGCAUCUGUGAGACUCCUUUCUUCCUUGUGGCUGGCUUUGAAAAGACCCUCUGAACUUCCUAAAGAUGUCAAGAUCCUGUCACUAGAUUUGCCCUUCCUGACAGUUGCUCUGCUGGUCGUUAGCUGGACUACCUGUGGCGCACUCGCUAUCCUGCUCUCCUAUUUCUGCUACCUGUUCAAGAUUGUUCAUCUUCAGGCAAGCCUAACAAAUUUUAAAAGUAGCCAGGCUGUGAAUCCCAAACUCGCUAGAAGUGAAAAAAAGCCGGGGCACUAUAAAGACCCCGCAGCGCGGCCCCUGUGGCUGUCGGGGGCGGAAGCGGAAGACAGCCUCCGCAUGCACAGCGUGGUGCUCAACCUGCUGGGCUGGGUGGUCCUGCUCAGCAUGCCCUCCUUAGUCUACUGGCUGAAGAACCUGCGGUAUUAUUUCAAACUUCAUCCUGAUCCAUGUAAACCUUUGGCAUUCAUCCUUAUUCCAACCAUGGCAGUUCUUGGAAAUACUUACACUGUUUCAAUAAAAUCAAGUAAGCUGCUGAAGACCGCCUCCCGGUUUGCUCUGCCUCUGGCUGUCGCUGUGGUUGCUUUUGGGUCAGCCCACUUAUACAGGGUCCCAGGAUUUGCCUUCAUUCCUCUUCUACUCCACGCCUUGUGCAACUGGAUGUGAGAGGGCCGGAAGGGAUGACCACGGCCAUCGCUGGCUGAGGGCCAGGGUCACAUGGACACAGAGCACUCACCCCGACAGCAGAGCCCUUUGGAGACAGCUAUUUUCACAGCCUAAGGAAUCGAAAGUUAGGCUCCUACCACCUGAGGGAAGGAGGCCACAAGCAGUGCGGCCGGCCUGGGGCCUGGCGAGGGCUCGCAGCCACGUGUGCCUGAUGACUGCUGUGCCCAGCCCAGGUCUGCGCCCUGCCGGCCGGCCGGCGGCAUCCAGCUAUUUCAGCACCUUCUGAAAAGCGGCUUGUUUGCUAUUUGCUGUAGUUCAAUGUUGUGAAACAUUGAAAUAAGUUUUCCAGGAGUGAUGAAGCUCCCAACUGUUUGGCUUCUCAGAACUCAGGGCCACAGAGACCCUUGGUCCCUUCCGGCAGCUCUGGGGUCAGGGCAAGCAUCUGUCUGCUUCAGAUGUGAAAGAGCUUUGCCUCCAUGGCGAGCUGUUUCUGGUAAGCAGAGUAAGAUCAAUGAGUGGAAACGUGGUUCAGAAUCAGAAUAAGGACAUUUUCAUGUUAUUGUCAAGUAUGAAUCAUGUCUGCUAAUUUAAAGAAUCUUGUCAUGGAUGUUAUUGGACAUUUGAAUAGUUCAUUUUGGUGAUUUAGUUCAUUGUCAUGAUUGCUGAGGCUAAACUGUUAACUAAAAGUUAGUAAUUGGCAAAAACCCUAGGUUAGCGCCAUUGCUUGGUGCCAAGGAUGGCACCAAGUUGGAUGUAUGAAUUUAUAGUGUUGGGGUACCAGGAAGUGCAGCACUCGUGUAACAGCGUGCCUGAAGACGCUGGGGAGGGUCGCCACAAGAUUGAACAGUGGGCCUUCCAUGCCCAGCCCAGCGUAACUGUUGGCCAGAUGAAGGCGUAGCAUAUCUGUGUAACUUCAGAUUUCAGUUCCCGCUUAGCUAGGAAACAGUCUGAAGGGUACGAGCAGGGCAGGAGAAUGCAAGUUCUCUUUGCCUCCAGAGAGCGAAUUUGGGCUGCGGAGUUCCAGGCUCCUAGAGCUCUUGUUUUACAUGGGGAGACUUUCAGCAUGCAAAACUCCUCCCGGAAUGUCCUGCAUGGCACCUGUGAACUGGUGUCCUUUCGGGGUUGGGGCUAGUGAUGGUGAGCUUUUAGAGCCCUCAGUGAUACAAACAGCCCCCGAGGCCUGUGUGCCCGUCCUGGAGCCUCUGGGUCCCACGCGUCUCGGCACUCGCCACCUCGAGUUCCUCCUGGUCUUCUGCCUGCAGCAGCCCACCUUCUUCCCCCCCAGUUUCUCCUCAGCCUGUGCUGUUUGGCGUUAGUCAGAGAGGCUUCCAAGUGUAUACAGCUGUGUUCCAGCUCUGUGUUUAUCACUCGGGGUGCACAUUGUUGCUCCUGAGACCCUAAAGACAGUGGUGGCCUAUAGUAGAGGAGACAGACUCGCCAGGCCGUGUCAACUAAGACAGAGACGGAAGGAACAGGCUCCCGUGCUUGUGUUCUGAACCCGAGAGGAAGGUGCUGAUGAGCGCUCGCACUCGCCGCACGGCACCCUGGGUGUGUGUUUAGAGGGGGACACAUUGCCUGUGUCUGGCAACAUACAAAGUAGCUUUUACUUUUUUUUUCCACUAGGGAUCAAACUCAUGACCUCGUGUUUACCAGGGAAGCAUUUUGAGCCACGGAGCUAAAUCUCUAGCCCUUGAAAACACCUUUGUCUUGCCACUAAUACUAAGUGUAUCCCAAGCCUUGGUUAAACAUGUCAUUUAACUCUUUCUGAAUUUGAACUUGGGUCCAGGUAUGGGAAAACUUUGAAAGAAUUUUAGAAUAUUAAUUUGAUCUUCAGUUGACAGCCAUAAUCAUUCUGUUUAGGAGAUAGAAGGUCUCCUUGUUCGGUCAGUACUGCUUAUGAAUUUCUUACUCAGUAGCACAGCUGCCUUUUAAAGGAGCCAACCUGUCAUACUAAUUCCCACUAAAAUAUUUCUGUGUGAGUGUACUUACCACCAAGUCUUCAAGCCAUGUCUAUACCAACAGAAUAUUUUGUUUACGCAUUAUAAAAUGGGUUCUAAUUGAGUGUUGUCUUCACAGUGGUAAGAGUGCAUUGGCAGGCAGUACCCACAGAGCAGGUGUGCCCGUCCACCUAGUCCUCGUCUUGGCACUGGGUCUGAGCUGGCGCGAUGUGGUCUUGCGCUGGGUGGGUGAGUGCAGAACUUUAUCACGCGGCACUGGAGACGUUAGCAGCUGGUCGUCAAAGUCAUUUGGGAAAGUUCAGAGCUGUGUGGGGACUUUCUGCAACUAGGCGUCUGCUGGUUGUUUGGCAUUGACCUUCUUCGUGUUCCCAGUGGGUAGGGCUCGUGCAUUUGGGUAUCAUAGGAGACAGGAUGCUCAGGGAAGUUCAUUAUGGGAAAAUCAAUUUGGAGAGAAUGGCACUAGCCAGAAUAAUGGCAGCAACAGAAGACUGCCUGCUGUAGAUGUCAGACCCUGCCAGGGUCUUCCCUGACAAAUAAAUCCAGUUUAGAGGAACCUGUACAGAACUCUGAAAUGAUUGGGAACUUUUUGCUUUUUCAGUUGUUUGUGUUUGUUUUGUUUUUUUAGACAGAAUCUCACUAUGAAUUUCUCACUCAGUAGCACAGCCACCUUUUAAAGCAGUCGACCUGGCAAACUAGUUCCCACUAAAAUAGUGGGAAUGGUUCAGGCUGGCCUUGAACUCACUGUGUAGCCCAGGCUGGUUUAAAUUCAUAAUCGUCCAGAGUGCUGGGAUUGCAGACAUGCACCACCAUGCCCAGUUUAUCCCAGCGUUUUUGAACAAAGAAUGUUUCAAAUUAUGAAGUAAACUUUUAUUUAUUCACAUUAUUCAUGCUUUCUUCCACAGUAAGUAUUUGUUUAAUAACCUAAGGAAAUAGAAAAGCUCAUAAUCUACUUUUCACCAGGCUAAUGGGAAAGAAAAUCCAAAUCCUAAGUAUGUGUUCUUUGAAUGCUCAGGAAUUCACAUUUUAAAAAUAAGAUAUAUUAUGCAUGGAGAAGACUAAAUUUUACGUUAGGGAGGUAAUUCUGAGAACAGAGUUGGGAGCAGAACAGACAAGCGUUUCAUCAGUGAUAUAAAUGUGACAGUGCAUCUAACAUGUUUCCUUUAGAAGUCAGGUGUUACUCUUCACUACAUCUUGAUUAAAUUGUGUGUGGCUUAUCAUUUUUAAAUCAAGUAGUAUAGUACUUCCUCAAAGUGUUUGGCAUUGGUUAUGCUGCCAAAAGUGUCUUUAAAAGUAUUUUUAAAUAUCAUGACAUCGUUUAAUUUGAUAACUUUGUAUAGGACUUGAUAUGUAUGAGUCAGAAUCAACCUGUAAUUAUUCUGUACCUUGUAACUUCAGACACUUGUGAAAAACUGUUGGUGUGCUUUGGUGAGUUGUGUAAAUUUGCAUAUUUGAAUUCCAGUCUUAGUUUGGAAAGCCUAGCAGUAGCCAUUUUUGUAACUAUUAUAAUACUAUUUUUAAUAGUAUUUUGAUUUUUAGUGUUUAUAUAGAAAAGUUACCAGAAGAGAGUUUAUAGUCAAAGCACAGAGCUAUUAACUGUUCAAAAAGCUUAAAAGACAGGCCUAUUUUAUAUUUCAUGUUGCACUUGUUCUAUUUCAUACUGAACUUUUUCAUCCUUUUUUUAGGAAAAAAAGGGACAAAUUUAAAUUCUUUUUAGCAUAAAGCUCUGCAGUAGAAACUAUAUGACUGACUGUGUUCAUACAGUUAGCAAAACGUACUUCACCACCAAAGCUAAAUGAAACUGUAAAAUACCUCUGAAUAUUUGUGCCAAUGAACUUUUCUUAGUAUAUUGAGAUUAAAGCAAAAAAAUCUUUUCCAUAUUUUUCAUCUACAACGUAUAAUAAAUAUGUAUAUCAUAAAAAUCAUAUUCCAUACUCUAAUUUUUCUUUGAAAAUAUUCAGAGUUAUAGCGUAGUUUGUUCCAUUUUGUCCAUCCCUUGGAUGAUUUCUGAUUUUAUUGGAUAAAAGUCAGUUCAUGUGGUAACGGUCUUUCAGCAGUGAGGCGAAGUGUUCGUUCGGAAUGAUUCUGCCCGGAAUCAUUCUGUGGCAUGAAACACCGUGUGUGGUGCAGCCCCCUUCCCGGAACAGGUGCCUCCUUUAGGGAGUGAGGCUUCACUGGGGAGCCCGCCCUUCAUUGCCGAGGUGUAGUUACACAUCGUGCAGAGCGGGGCUGCCCGGGAGAACCCAACAGGGCACGGUGGGAGCGUCAGGAAAUUCAUCCGGUAGGCAAAAACGUUACAAAACUUGCAAGGACUAAUGCUAAAGGGUGAGGAUUUAUACUGCAUUCGGCUAGUGAGAGGAAAGUACAAAUACCAUAGACCCCAACACUGCUAUUUAUUUGCUUGAGACCCUUUCAUUUCUCCCCAUAGAAAGUCUAAGAAACUCCCAUCUGCCAUUUGAUGGUUUGCUUCAUCAUUUCAUGUCACCUGCUGUUUCUCCACACAGUAGUGUUAAUAGCAUUUGCAUAUGUAGCCCUGGAAGUGGAGAGGUAGCACAGAGCUGACUCCUGAAGUCUCUGGCUUUCAUUUAGUCCCAGUUUAAUUAUCCAGUGUGGACUGUGGGUGAUUAUUAGUGGAAAGAUGUGUAAGACAUGAAUCCCGUAUACACUGUCAUUUGGAAUGAGUUUAUCCAAAUAGAAGAUACCUGUAGUUUAACAUAAUCAUACUUCCCACACAGGCAAGUAGGUAUUUGUUGAAUACUCAUAGAAUUAACCCUGCCCUCCUGUACUGUGGGGAUGGAGGAGGCUCUGAUUUUUAGUGCAUAUAAAUUAAGAAAUUAUAAUGUAUGUUUAUAUUUAUAAUGGAAAAGUGACUUAAAUAUAUUAUUUUGAAGUGACUGUAUUACAGUUUCUUAAUCUUACGACGUGUAGCAGUGUACCCAUGAGAAACUAGACCAAAAUUGAGUAUCUGUUAUCACUGUGACCUUGAGCUUAGUCAUUUGGAAUAAAACAGACUGUGCCUUAAAAUGGUAAGGGAAUGUCCCUCAACUUUAUAAGGGUAUAUUUUAUUAUGGGCAGCCUCAUACUGAUCCCAGAUCCUUUCCUUUGAGGUUGUUGAAAUAGAAACUUCAAAGCUGACCAAUACUCAGUAUUUAGUACUUAGUAUUUGCAGAAGCCUCCUUUAAUUCCUAGUGUUGUUUUGAGUAAGAAAAAAAUAAAUAAUCAGCUACACAAAGGGAAAGAACUAAAUUUGGCUAUAGUUUGGGGGAGAAAAUUAUUUUAGGAGGUCAUAGUACUUCUAAACUUAUUGUACAUGGAAACUCACCUUCAGAAUAGGACGUUUUUAUCUUACUAAUGAGCACAGAUGUGAAUUCUUUACUAAGACUUACGCUCAUUUUUCCUCAGAUUGUGAGGCUUUUAUUUGUAUGUAUCAAAUAAGCUUAAUUUACCCAAUAAUGAUUUUGAAUAAUUAAACUCAGAUUUUUAAAAAAUUGUAUAAAUACAAAAUAACUUGUUUUUAAAAUGUAGGCUUGCAUUUAUACUGUGCUUAUUUAAGAUAAAUGGAUACAAUUUAAAGUCCAAAUUAUUUCAUUUACAGGACAGUUGAUGAUCUCUGCUAAAAGUUGCCAAAUUUCUGUGUUUUUGAAGUUAAUUUUGAAGUUCAGUUACAAACAUAAACUCAACACAUUUCUUGUGUUUUACUUCUUUUCCCCAUCCCAAGGCAGAAAAUAAAAACUUCCUCUAAAAAUAAGUGGAAAGAUAACAUGUCUUUUCUUAAAACCUGAUCAUUUUAACAAGAAAGUGCUUUGCACAAGGGUAUAUAACAAAAACUGGCUUUCAACCUGUGUCUCUUUUUAAUAUUGUAGUUUAAAACUUGUAGAGUACAAACUUACAUUGAUGGUUAGUAUUAUUUAUUGCAAGUUAAUUUUGUUCUUAUCCAGAAGGUACAGUGCAUCAUGACAAUACUUAGUACAAAGGACUUGUCCUGUCGUGUGUACUGAAAAAUGAUUGUCACCUUCCAGAUCUUUCCAUUUGAACAGGCAUGAUCUUUUCCAGGACUUUGUACAGUGUGUGGUGUGCUAAAAAUAUUUAUAUGUAAUUCUGUCUGUGGUUUUGGUAUUAUGUAUUAACAUUGUUACAUUUAGUUGCUUGUAACUCAGAAAAAGUGCUACUUACUGUACUUGGCGGUGUUGUGAAUGAUGUGACUGAUUUUACCUGAGUUCCAGCAUUAUGGUAUGGGUUUAAUAGAUGGGUAUUUGCCUUCAGUCUUUGCUCAGGUAUUAACGUGUAGCAAUUUUUGGUGCUUUCUUUUUAUUCUGUCCUAAUGUGGUAUUCUGAAUGUCCACAAAUAAAUUUGGUGGAUAAACA
Messenger RNA from Cavia porcellus (domestic guinea pig), 9230 nucleotides. RefSeq names its product post-GPI attachment to proteins inositol deacylase 1 (gene Pgap1). Bases 145 to 2910 code for a protein of 921 amino acids. The record is from RefSeq and is a predicted model, not a curated record. Lineage: Eukaryota; Metazoa; Chordata; Mammalia; Rodentia; Caviidae. Gene Ontology annotation, molecular function: phosphatidylinositol deacylase activity. The transcript is spliced from 27 exons. Gene Ontology annotation, cellular component: endoplasmic reticulum. Gene Ontology annotation, biological process: GPI anchor metabolic process; endoplasmic reticulum to Golgi vesicle-mediated transport.